Molecule: messenger RNA, 939 nt
Organism: Symbiodinium pilosum
Lineage: Eukaryota; Dinophyceae; Suessiales; Symbiodiniaceae
Source: the annotation of a GenBank genome assembly
AUGGCCCCUGCCAACCGUGCAACCGGAGCCAUGCCUUUUGACAGGUCUCUGAUUCGCCCACGUUUGCUUGGGCACUUGCGUGACCUGCUCGCCGAAAAGGAUGAGGCUAUUGCGAUGCUGAGGGGUGGCACUCCAGGGUGCUCAGACGAAGCUGGAUCCCAGGCAGCUGCCCUGCAACUGAGCGAGCGUUUGCAGGAACUGGAAAGCAGGAACGGUUGCCCAAUCAAGCAGGCCUCUGACAUGGUAUCGCUCGAAAAGCGAGUGGCCGCUUUGGAGCAUGCUUGGAAGGAAACAGCAAAUGCGACCAGCACCGAGGCUCAGACAGCUGCGUACACAGCUGUGGAACAAGCAGCCGUGCAGUGGCAAAAGCAGGCGGAGGCUUCCCAAGCACAGGUGGUGCAGCUGAGGGAGCAGCUGCGUCUGUUGGAGAAGGCAUACGAGGAACUGGCGAGUCGCCAAAAUGCCGUCGCAAACACAGUGCCAGAAUCAGCUGCGCUGCGAAUGCGGCUAGCUGAGUCUGAGCAACAGGUCAGUGCCCUGAAGUCUGAGCUGGCAGAGCUGCGGGUUCUGAAUGCAAGCGCAGAUGCCAGACAGCGGCUGUCGUGUUCUUCCUCAAACCGCUCCGACGUUACGGCAAUGUCCUUCUCUCCUCAGGCACGUGGUCUCUUGGAAGCCGCUCCUCAAGGGAUGCAAGGCCAGCAAGGUCAACGGAUGGCAUGCUCUUUGCCACCGGGCGUGAGGCGCAUGGUUUCAGCGCCGUCAGGAGUGGCAACUCCAAUGGUUCCUACUUUUGCUCGCCUCGCAAUGCCAGGUUCUCAUGGCGGUGCACAGAUGCCACAGGCGAUGGCAGCCCCGGCACCCCAAGCUCCCAAGAUGGGGCUACCGCCGCAGCUUCUGCAACCUCCGUUCUUCCAGGGUGCACCGCAGAGGAGAUCCUGA